Molecule: messenger RNA, 1141 nt
Organism: Nelumbo nucifera (sacred lotus)
Lineage: Eukaryota; Viridiplantae; Streptophyta; Magnoliopsida; Proteales; Nelumbonaceae
Product: Ubiquitin-like superfamily protein
Molecular function (GO): protein binding
Source: RefSeq, a predicted model, not a curated record
UAUUGAAGCAACGGAAAGUUCACCAAAUGAUCGACCUGCGGUUUCGAGCUAUGCAUGCAUUAAUUUUCGAAAUUACGAAAGUGACCCCAGCUAUAAUCUUUCUUUGCAAGUAGGAACCACUGUUCACCCACUCUCUUGCCCAAAAUUAAGAAACCAGUUCCUCACGCUGGUGAUCAAGCGAAUGCGACGCCGGAAUUUUCCCUGUUUAUAAUCUCUGACUUAAGAAAAUCUUGGCUUAUUAUACGUAGAUUGUCCUGUAAAGUUAGGGCUUCUGGUUUUCUGGUUGCGUGAAGGAAGAGCAGAGCUUCAAAGACGAUUCGGUUGUUUGAACAAACUGGGGUACCUAUUGGGAAUUUUCCCAAUAAAGAAGGAAGAAAAUCAGUUUGAGUUGAAACUGGCAUGUUACGAGGAUCGAAGGAGGAUAAUCUGAUUAUCAGUUGCUUGAGUCUUGCGAGCUUAGGAAACGAAUAAAGUAAAGACUCUUCAGGGGUUUGUCACUAUUCAUCUCUUGGUCAUAGCAGAAUCGUCAAAAUGGCUAUGUACAUACGUGUUAAGCGUAAUAAGACAACCUACUUCAUUCAGUGUGAUCCUACGGAGACAAUAUUAGACAUUAAACAGAAGUUGCAAAAUCUCAUUGAUCAGCCUGUAAAUGAUCAACGUUUAAUCCUUGUGGCAACUGGUGAGGUUUUGGAUGAUUCAAAAACAUUGGCAGAUCAGAAGGUUGAAAAUGAUUGUAUUGUGGCUCUGACCCUGAGAAAAGAUGAUAAUGAGUUUGAGGAUGUCAACAUUAUACGACCAGAUGAUUUUUACCAAUCCCGGGAUGCAGAUGGUGGUCUGAAUUGGUAAGCCUGAACUUUGCUUGAAACAGCAAUGGCAUAGGAGGGGGGCGGGGAUUAUAUUUUUUGUGAGUAUUUGAUGAUAUCCCACCCGUUUCUACAGUUUUACUGUACCAUAGUAUUCAGUUACAAGCAUGAAACCUCCUUUUUACAGUUUCCAAGUGAGGCAGACUAGUUUCUGUACCAUGUCUCAUUUAUGGUGACCCUCGUACUCGUUUUUACUUUAUUCUGCUAAUCUGAAGAUUGAGAAACGGCCAUGGUUUGCUUAUCAUAGAAUCCAAAAUGUUCAAACAUAAUUCCUGGCA